This is a messenger RNA of Juglans regia (Persian walnut), 1055 nucleotides long. RefSeq lists its product as uncharacterized. The transcript has 4 exons. The record is from RefSeq and is a predicted model, not a curated record. NCBI's taxonomy places the organism in Eukaryota, Viridiplantae, Streptophyta, Magnoliopsida, Fagales, Juglandaceae. The coding region runs from base 1 to 987 and encodes 328 amino acids.
AUGUAUGAGAAGAAGCAGAGAAAGAAGCCUUUGUGGUACCCAUACGUUAGAGAGCUUGAUCGUCAGCCAGGAGGGGACAGCUUGCAGUGGAAUCUCCCCUUCUAUGGUGUACGUAGGAAAGGAAAAAAAAAAACUGUUUUGGAUAUGCUUCCUUAUCUGCAUUUGGGCUAUGUUGCUGAUCCUUCUGAGAUGCAAUCCGAUAUUUCUUCUCAAGGACCUAUUUGUCCAUUGGCAGACAGUGAUCUGAAACCAAAGAAGCGAGUUGCUACUCAGCUUCAUGUUAAGUUGGAAAAGAAAAUGCUUCAUGCAUGCGAUUUCUGCAAUGGAAUUUAUUCGUGGUGGUUAGUGGCACAUAGGAGUUGUCUGUGGUAUCACCGUCGUUGUCUGUGGUGGUUAGUGGUCGUUGUCCUCUUUGUCGUUGGCGGCCGGAAGCUAUUUCAAGGUAUUUCCGAUGACCUCAAGUGUCGUCUCCGGUAUUGGGCACCAAAAUUGAGCUCGUCGUCAUUUUUUGUGCACACCGGUGAGUCUCCCGUCGUCAUUGGCUGCCGGAAGGCCUGUUUAUCUCCAACGACGGCGACGUCUGGUAAACACUCUGUUGGUUGUAGAUGGGUAUAUACAAUCAAAAUCCAUCUUGAUGGUUCUGUUGAACGUCUGAAAGCCCAGUUGGUUGCUGGUUACACUCAAACUUAUGGCAUUGAUUAUGACGAAACUUUCUCUCCGGUUGCCAAAAUUUCUUCUAUUCACGUAUUGAUCUCUCUUUCUGCUAAUUUGGAUUGGCCCUUAUUUCAGUUGGAUGUUAAAAAUGCAUUCCUACAUGACGACUUAAAUGAGGAAGUGUAUAUGGAGCAACCACCUGGAUUUGUUGCUCAAGGGGAGUAUCGAGGUAUUGUGUGCAAGUUAAAAAAGACAUUAUAUGGUUUAAAACAAUCUCCUCAAGCAUGGUUUGGGAGGUUCUCUGAUGUUGUAUUGGCAUUUGAUCUUCAUUGAUGCCAAACAGACCACUCGGUAUUUCACUUACAUAGUGAUGCAGGUCAUAUCUAGUUGGUUGUAUAAGU